CCACUUCUCACCAUCACAUCUCCAUUCCGAUCAAUUCCUCUAAGCUUUCUUCUACACAAGCUAAUUAAGGUAACAAACAUGGCGAGAUCUUCUGCUUGGCUUUCGCUCUCCCUCAGCUUUCUCGUGCUCUUCAAUGGCUGCUUUGGGCGGCAGAGCUUCCAGCAGCAGAGCCAGAACAACGAGUGCCAGCUGAGCCACAUCAACGCCCUGGAGCCCACCAGCGCCAUCCCGGCGGAGGGCGGCUGGACCGAGUUCUGGGACCCCAACGAUGAGCAGUUCCAGUGCGGCGGCGCCCUUGCCUUCCGCCACACCAUUUGGCCCAAAAGCCUCCUCUUGCCUUCCUACACCAACGCCCCCCUCGUCGCCUAUGUCCUUAAAGGGGCGGGAGUUUUUGGUAUCGUGGUUCCCGGCUGCGCAGAGACGUACCAGCAGUCGUUGGAAGAUGGGUUCCUUGACAAGCACCAAAAGAUUGGAAGCUACAAACAAGGCGACAUUAUUGUCCUCCCUGAGAGCGCAGUUCACUGGUUCUACAACAACGGCGACGACGAAGAAACUGUCCUGGUUGUUCUUCAGCACACCUCAAACGAUGCUAACCAGCUUGACGAUAAUCCUCUCAGGUUCUUCCUCGCCGGAAAAGCGCAACGAAACCCGGGAAGCAGCCAUCAAGGACAGCGUGAACAGCACGGCGGGCAACAAGAGUUGAUGACGGAGAGGCAGAGGAACCAGUUGGGAUACGGCAGCAACAUUCUGGCCGGAUUUGAUGUCCAGAUCGUGAAGGACGCACUGAAGACGGACACGGAGACGGCGAAGAAGAUCAUGGGAAUAGAUUCGCAAGAGAAUAGAGGACACAUCGUAAACGUGGGCAAACAUCUUCAGUCGAUUGUGCCAUCAUCACCGUCAAGAUCGGAGCAACGCCGCCAACCCGGCCGACAAGGAGGAGGAUCAUCCAACGCCCUCGAGGAAACCCUCUGCACCGCCAGAUUUAGCCAGAACAUCGACAGCCCUAAAAGAGCCGACAUCUACGACUCUCAGGCCGGCCGCCUCACCACCCUCAACAGCUUUACCCUCCCCGCCUUAAGCUUCGUCCGCCUCAGCGCCGCCCGCGGAUUCCUCAAUAAGAACUGGGGGCUGGUACCACAAUGGUGCAUCAACGCGCAUAGCUUCCUCUACGUCACAAAGGGCAGCGCACUAGUCGAGAUCGUGAACCAGAGAGGAGAAGCCAUCCUAAACGAUGAAGUCCGAGAAGGGCAACUGUUCCUCGUACCGCAGAACUUCGCGGUGGUGAAACAAGCCGGCGAUGAAGGGUUCGAGUGGGUGGAAUUCAGCACCAAUGAAAACGCCAUGUACAACACCUUCAGCGGCCGCGCCUCCACUCUCGCCGGGAUGCCGGCGGACAUUAUAGCCGCUUCUUACGACCUAUCCGAAUCCCAGGCUCAGAACCUGAAGGAAAACAUGUCUUCCCUUUGGUUUUACCAGGCUUCUUCCGGCAGCAGCUCACGGUCAUCAUCAUCUUCCGGCCGAUCUGCUUUCAUAUAAAAACUUCCGGAUCGGAAAACAUCUAUCGGAAUUCAAUAAACCGAGUACGGGUAUGGAUCGGAGCGGCAGCAUGCAAUUAUGGAUUUUAGAAUAACACAGGAAACUAUAUUAUUCCUCCCUCGCUCCUAACUAUGUAUACAAAUAAUCAAACAAAUAAAUAAAAUGCUGCCUUUCUGCACCUACUA
Ipomoea nil (Japanese morning glory) is the source of this 1721-nucleotide messenger RNA. RefSeq names its product legumin A-like. Lineage: Eukaryota; Viridiplantae; Streptophyta; Magnoliopsida; Solanales; Convolvulaceae. Gene Ontology annotation, molecular function: nutrient reservoir activity. The record is from RefSeq and is a predicted model, not a curated record. The transcript is spliced from 4 exons. The coding region runs from base 79 to 1536 and encodes 485 amino acids.